AUUUUAGUGCGACCCCUUUAAAUAUGGCCGCGCCCAUCGCUACAUGUUAGUAUUUUUUGGUUCUCCCUUUUUUGGAUAUAAAGAGAUAUAACUUAGAUUUAAUGGUUACAAAUAGACAACAUUGAUCAACUGGAAAAAAAUUGCUGAAGUAAUUUUAACUUGGAAAGAUGAUGAUCUCUAUGUCAUGUGAGGUUAAUUUUAGUGUGCGUGCCAAAACACAACCUGGAGAAUCAUUAUGCAUUGUGGGAGAUUCUGCUAUGCUAGGACAAUGGGACCCACAUAAUGCUGUAGUUAUGAGUAGGCAAACAAAGAAAUAUGUUCUGCCUGACAAAAACUAUGCUGAGUGUUUUGAGGAGUUUUCUGAAGAUGGAGACAUCUGGACAAAGACUCUAUAUUUAGAUGGUUGUGUCAGUCAUCAAUACCGUUAUUUCAUUUGUCGAAUAUCACACUCGGAUAGUGAGGAUGAUUCUGGCAGAAAUGUGCAAGUAAAAUGGUGGGAGGGGCAUAUCAAACCUCGCAAGUUUUGUCCACAAGAUGCAAUGGCAAAUGUAGGUGAAUCCAAAAAUCAAGAGCCUGAUGUUUUUGGAAAUUUUGAUGGAAUACGUUCUAUAAAUCGUGGUUGGUUAACAGAGCAGGUAGAGAUACAGUUACAGUUACAUGGUGAUGCAAUUUCUAUGUGGAAACCUAAAUACCGGCAGCAGACUUACAGUAUUAAAUGUACAACACUUGAUUAUAGAUAUAAAGAUGCAAUGGAUGAUAGAUAUGAUGAAGAAAUACUUGGAGAUUCUUUACCACAGUGUUCAAACUCUGAAAUUCUUGUCUCUGUUCUUGAAAAGGGACGAUCUAAACCCAAAUCUCAAACAAAAUAUGGAGCUAUUUAUACAUCAGGGAAAUACUUUGCAUUUCAAAUAGAGACUUAUGAUCCUGAAUCUGUGGGAUACCAGUUGGAUUUCUAUGUACAUGAUAGCCUAAUGAUGCAAUGAUGCUUGUGUCAGGCACGUAGGAUUUAGUUUUCUGCUACCUCUAGACUUAAAGAGCGCUACAGGAACUAGAAAAGUUUCCCAUCACCGGCCUUUCACAUAGACCAAUAGGACAAAUCAUUUUCAAGUAUCUGAUAGUGAAGCCUAUGAUAAGUUCCUGUUUCAAUAUGAAGCAAACAUUCCAGCGUUACUGGAAGUCUACUCGUAAACCUGUAGAUGUUGGCCAUAGAGGACUUGGUAGCUCAUAUAAAUGCAAGAAGUAAUUUUUAUUUGUUGAUAGCUAAGUCAGUAAACUCUUUUAUCGUUAUAUUAUGACCACAUUGGUUACAAACUUCAAUAAAGAUUGAAAGAAAGUUUUAAUGCAUGAGUAAAAAGUAGGAAUCAAAGAUGUAAUUUGUAGCUGUAAGUUUUGCUGUUGCCAUUGAAGUUGUAGUUGCUGCUGCCAUCCAAAAACUGUUAUGUUGAUCAUAAUUUUUCAUACACCUGAAUAUAUUUCAGCUAAAAUGUUAUUUGCCAUGUCCACUACUAAGGGAAGGAAAUCGAAGUUACUUGGCAAAAAUGUUAACCUUUAACCCUUUACCUCAUAUAAGACGU
Messenger RNA from Ruditapes philippinarum (Manila clam), 1574 nucleotides. Its product is annotated as glycerophosphocholine phosphodiesterase GPCPD1-like. The transcript is spliced from 10 exons. Gene Ontology annotation, molecular function: starch binding. NCBI's taxonomy places the organism in Eukaryota, Metazoa, Mollusca, Bivalvia, Venerida, Veneridae. The record is from RefSeq and is a predicted model, not a curated record. The coding region runs from base 168 to 983 and encodes 271 amino acids.